AGAAAGGCGCGGACAGCACUUUUUGCAUUGUUUUGAUAGAAAAUGUGAAGUUGGUGUGUUUUUUUAGCAAUAAUAACAUUCUAAAACAUGGAAAAAGCGAGACUACAACACCUAAAGAAGCUACAACAGCGUAGAGUUCGAUUUCAAGGCAAAAGAACGGUCGUGAAUGAACCUACAGAGAAUGCCAACAAUAAUUCUAACGAAGGAUUGACAAGACACACUCGUCAUCAAAGUUACAACUCUUUCAAUGCCCACCCUAAGGACACGAGAUCAACUCAACAUGGUAACCCCACCAUUCACCUUCAAAACCCAGGACCUCACAACUCGACACAGAUCGAUACCAACUGUGAUAACCGUAAUCCUACAGCUCCCUCUAGCGGCCACAUUCACCCAUAUUACCAACGGUUCAACUCAUCUUCAUGUCAACCGGCAUACUACGUUCCCGGAUACCCCGUUGCCAUGCCGACCAACGCUGCUCCCUUCUUCUACAUGACACCUAAUGGAAGAAUGCCGAUAUUUCCGCAGCAGCGUCUCCGAAACUUUCUCUGCUCAGAAAGCGUGAUCGCCAACUCUAAAGACAACCAGGAAAUGAACAACGAAGAUGAAAACGACGACGUAUUCGCUUCCGGGACAUCAAACAUACCAUGUCACCUACAGGAGUUACACAACAGUCGUAAAAGAGCUCACAGCGCUGGAGAUAUGGGCUUACUACGCUGCAACCAAUACCAGUUCCCUAUUCUCAACCAUGGGGAUUUCCCAUCUCACCCUAAUUACCCCAACACCCUGCACAAUACUGAAGUUUUAGAACCCCCUACCAAAAAGCCCGCAACUGGGUCCAAUUUUUGCCCCAAUGGUUCUACUAUAAUAUACCAACCAGGGUAUUUACCCACGUCUACUAUAAGACCCCCACCUCCCCCUUACCCAACCACUAUAUCUGAUACCCAGAGGAAAAUUCCAACGACCAGCAACCUGUCAAUCAAACACCAAGAUGUAGCAGAACAACCUCAAGCAAGAAAACUCAAUCGAACCCCAUUAGUUGUCCAUAGUAAAUCUACUGUGUAUAACCCACAGACCAACGUUUCUACUCCAGUAGAAACCAAAGUUUGUGAUUACAAAGCUGAGAAGAAAUGUCGAGUAAAGCAAGUUGUUGAAAAGAAACAAAGUUGUAGCGCCCCACACAGUGAGGUUUUGAGCCAAGAACCUUCAGCAACCACUUCCAAGUCUUCAUUUGUUAAGAAAUCUAUUCUAUCUUCAAAGUCACAACCAGUGAAAAAGAAAGUGGUUUGGACUGAUAUGGCUGCUGCUAAUGAACCAGAAACUACCAAACCAAGCAAACCUGCAACCUAUCCUUCUAAUCAACUCAAUGAAAGUGAAAUCAAGAAAGUGAAAGCAAACCCAGCCAAACAUACAAGGAAGAAUAGGAUUGGACCUUUCCUUAUAGGUCCCUUGCUAGGCAACAGUCCAGUGAAAUGCAUUUCUCAAUAUUUGGUAAGAAAGGAGGGCACAGGAAAAUAUUUCAUGGCAAAGGUGUUUACUGAAAACCAAAAGCCUGGAGAAACCAGAAGUGGGAAAAUGCUCCUCCACACGGAGCACUCCCUUCUCUCUUUAUUAUCAUCACAUCCUGGUGUGAUAAGACAAUAUGGAUUGUUCAAGGACACUUCGUGCAACCCAACCAGUGGUGACGUCACCCCUCGUGUAGGAUUAAUAGUUGACUGUCUUGUGCGCCAUGAAAAAAGUGUUGCCACGAAUAAUUACCUUAACCUACAACAACAUGUGAUACAAGUGAAAAGGUUAUCUGAACGGGAAGCACUAAGGAUAUUCCAUUCAGUGGUUUCAGUCAUUGUUUCUUUGCAUAAAAUGAAUGUCGUGCACCGAGAUUUAAAGCUAGGCAAUAUGGUGCUGGAUAAACGAACACGGAAAAUAACUCUGAUCAACUUCUGCUUGGGUUGCCAUUUAAACUCGGAGAGGGAUUUGCUCACUGAUCAACUGGGGUGUCCGGCUUAUAUUAGUCCUGAUGUUUUAAGUGAUAAACCGUAUGCUGGCAAACCCAGUGACAUGUGGUCCCUUGGUGUUGUGUUAUACACAAUGUUGUAUGGACAGUUCCCUUUCUAUGACCAAGCACCGAAGAAACUGUUUGCUAAGAUUAAGACAGCAGAAUAUUCAAUACCAAGCUCUGGUCAAGCAUCAGCGAACACCAAUGAUGUCAUUCACGGUCUAUUGACCCUAAACCCGCUGAAGCGUCUCACAGCCGUUGAAGCGUUAGAUUCAAUUGAAUCUUGCGCUGCAGCGUGGUACGUACUACGCACUCCAACCACACCGGCACAAGUUGUGCCUGAUGUUGACGACCUGGAUGUCUCAUUGAUUGAGCGUUCAAAACUGAACGAAGAGAGCGUUAAACAACGGGACAAACUUCUAACGUUUGCGUUUUGUAAGAAACUGCUGAGCGAUGAUGAAAAUGAUGAUGAAGCACAAAUUUCUACAACCAAACUCAAGUUGAAAAAUCCUGGCUGUUCCAAACGCCCUCCUACACUCCCUGAGAUAUGCCACGUCAGUUAUGAUGCACGACCGCUCAGCCAUGACGAAGCCAGGCUGCAUAGGAGACUACUUCCUAACAGUACUGGCUCAACCAAUCACAGCGUGCCAGCUCAUUAAUAGUUUGUGUUCAAUUGUUACAUAGGCAAUCACUUAUUGUGCGUCUAUAAAAGUCAAUAUGACUUUGCGGAGGAAACGGUUUGACUCAGUGAAUCUAAACUAAACAGUACAAUGCUGUUACUAUUAUACAGUAUGGUGGGGAAGAUGGGACACUUUUUCCCUCUAUUUUCUUGAUCAAUUUGGUAGUAAACAAAGAAUAUUCAAAGAAUUAGAAAACUGUAUCCUAACGACUCCCAUAGGCCGUUGUUAAUCGUUUAAAACACGAUCAGGAUAUUUGAGUAUUAUGUGCUAAAGGUGUCUUCCCCACCCCACUAUAUAUAUACACAUGUAAGUAGCAAAGCAAGAUGAAUUUAAUUUUUUUUUCGUAUUUAGUAAUAUAGUUGAAGUAGUUUAAGAUCUGAACUUAAAGUUUUGCUAAAUCAUCCAAUGUUCUAGAUAUUUGCACUUCAUACCAAAUGCAUUGAUUGUUCACCAUGUAACCUGUAUAAGGUUAAGCCUUAAAUCUCACUAAACCGUGGCAUGUAAGUGCCAUGGCAUCUUACAGUCCAUGGUACUUGUCAUGUAUUAUUGAAGUGCCUCGGUCUUUUUUCUUGUAGCAAAUUCGUGGCAUUUGCCACUCGCCACCGUGAAUGGCGAAGGUUGUAUUAGGUUAAACUUUGCACAUAGUAUUUGUGUACGAAUAGGCAAAGUUGCAAAUAUUGUAUUUUUUCAUUGUAGUAUUCUUACUAGCUUUGAUAUAAUGCAGUCGUUUUUAACUUUUCUAAAACCAUUUGUUGAUUAUGUUUGCUGAAUAUUUAAAUUUUUGAACAUUUGCUAACUGAAGUAAAAAGUCGUUUGGAUGUUUUAUGCCAAAGCCAGGUUAAUAGUUAUUAGUGGUAUCUACCUAAUACACAUGCAGAAAAUGCACCAAAUUCAAAGCAUCAAAAAGUUAAUUUUUAUCUGGGUAAGCAAGUAGUAUUAUAUUUGCCACAAGAAGUGGUGUAAUGGCAUAAAGUUAACUAGAAUUUUAUCGAAACCAAUAUUUCGUCUGCCAUACAGUAAGCCUUCACUUUAAAUCCCAAGCUUUAAAAUCUGACAAAUUGUUUGUUUAAAUGAAAUCUAUAUUAACUUUAUCCAUGGUUCUUGGGUAUAAAUAUGUAACGUGUUCCGAAAACCAGUCUGCUGAAAAUUGAUUUUGUGAAUGAACUUUGUGUAUUUUAAAUAAGUUGCCAUAACAUUGUAACAAUGAUGUUUAUUUUAUCAUAAUGUGUCACAAUGUGUUGAAUCAUGAAACAAUAAAAAUCUCAAUCUAAAAUGGUA
Messenger RNA from Ciona intestinalis (vase tunicate), 3951 nucleotides. The record is from RefSeq and is a predicted model, not a curated record. NCBI's taxonomy places the organism in Eukaryota, Metazoa, Chordata, Ascidiacea, Phlebobranchia, Cionidae.